AUGGCCGCUCGAAGGGGACCGCACCGCCACCACCUGCGACAGAGACGGUCGUUUCGUGAGAGGAAGGACGUCCUGAAUGAGCUAGAUGACCGUGAGCUGGUGAAGAGGUAUUGGCAGGAUCCUGCUGGUAUCAUUUUCGUGACAAAUUUGGUGCGGGAAAGGCUGAAGAGACCAACUGCAAGGAACAAGGCCUCUCUCCCCGAGAUGCAAGUAAUCUUCACUGUGUGGCCGGGAUUGGUUUACGAUGCAAGAAUACUUGCUCAAAGUGGACUCUGCACGAUAUUUAACAGCGGCAUCGUCCCAGCUGUGUGUCACUUACUGGGAGAUAGUGGCUAUCGCAGCAAGAAGUGGCUACUGACCCCAUACCUCAGACCACAGCUUGGAGCACAGUCUUCUUAUAACAGGGCCCACAAGAAAACCUGCAGCAUUGUUGAGAGAGGCAUCGGGCAGCGGAAGCCACAUUUUCACAUGCUACAUAGUGAAAUCCAAGUUAGUCCUCCACCCAAAGUCUGCCAAAUUGUAGAGGUUUGUGCAUUGCUGCACAACAUCUGCAAAGCAAGAAACAUCAUUCUUCCUGAGGAAGAAGAACAUCUUGCUGCAGCCGAGGAUGGAGGCAACGAGGAGCGACCCCCAGCACAGAAAGUUCAAAGUCGCCAUGAAGGAAUCCUUUACAGGGAUGAAUUUGUUGUGCUUCACUUCAACAUUGCUGAGUGUUGAGACACCAGUGUCAUGACUGCUGAGAUUGGUGUUAAUCUCAUGUGGAUGAUCUCCUUAUCCACAUAGACCAGUGAUGUACCAGGCAAGUCUGGCUCCUGUUGGUGCCACAUCACUGGUGCUGGAAGUGGUGUGGGAGGUGCCUCCUCCUCAACACCCACUGCCUCGGUCACCACUUAUCUCUGUUGGGCUGCCUCUGCCACUUCCCCAGCAUAGAAAACGUUGUUAGGAGUAACUUAAAAUUUCUCCCAUGCUUCCUCCCCCC
Molecule: messenger RNA, 979 nt
Organism: Portunus trituberculatus (swimming crab)
Lineage: Eukaryota; Metazoa; Arthropoda; Malacostraca; Decapoda; Portunidae
Product: putative nuclease HARBI1
Exons: 5
Coding region: 1-717 (238 amino acids)
Source: RefSeq, a predicted model, not a curated record